AUAACCUACAUCAGACCGUAUUUGACUGCCAUGGAUCGUUGCUCGUAGUAAAGCACUGCGCAUCGCGUGAAUUCACUAUUUGAUAGAAGCACACACAUUUAAAUGUAGUAUUAUGUAUAUAUAAAUGUUGUCAGCCGACAGGUGUAGUGAUUUUUAAAGUGACAGUACAGGUAUCAUCAUGGAUCGGGAACCCUGCGACAACUCGACCAACACCGGAAACAGUCCAUGUGAAAAUUGUGGGAACACCGAGGAGGACUCGAGCUCUUCUACUAGUGAACAGUUCGAUAGCAUGGAUGACAUUCGUGAUCAAGAGUGCAAUCUUCGAAGGUCUACAAGGAAGAAGAAAAAACCAAAUGACGAAAAUGACUCUGUGGAGUAUAAUUUGAGAGACAUUACCUUGAUUAACAGGGUGCAAAGUGAACGGAAACGCCGUGAGCCAAGGCAGCCGAAAGCGAAAGCCAAACCACCGCCACUCAGCAAAUACAGACGAAGAGCAGCAAAUGCGCGCGAAAGGGGGCGGAUGGUGGAAAUCAAUGACGCUUUCGAGGAUCUUCGGAAAGUGUUGCCCGACAUAGAAGCAGGACAAUCAUCAAAACUGACAAAAAUCACCACGCUUAGGUUAGCCAUGAACUAUAUAUCUGCUCUUCGACAUACUUUGGGUUUUGAAGACGACCUAAAUUCAGACGCGUCUUCUCUUCGGUCUUCCAGCUUAUCUUCAUCCGGGGAUGAACAAUGCUUAAGUCCGUCUGACGGUGAGUUAAUUACGCCAGACGAGUCAGAUAUUCUAGGGGACGAAAAUGCAGACGACAUUCUUGCAGCAAAUAUUGACCUUGUUCAGUUAGAUCUGGAUGCAAGCUCAGAUCUUUUGCUGACGUAAAUAAUGAGGACCAGUGAUACUCGAACAAGUUUCGAUCUCAGAAUAAUGCUCAGAUUCAGUUAAUGUGAGUGAAGCGGGACAGGACACGCUUUGAUAUAUGUGCUCAAAAUACUUGAACAAAAUCUGGCGGUUUUAAUUGUGAACAACAAAAAAAUCAUUUACCAUCAACAGAUUAAGUGAGAUUUACAUAAGUUCAUCGUCGAUAGUGUGAAAUAUACUCAAGUGUUCCAAGGUUCCCAUUGGGACGAAAUGGCCCGGAACCCGCGGCAAGGGAUUUCAAGAAUUGCGCGAUAAUCGAACACCCUCAAGGGCCCCUUAUGUACAUUGUGAUAUGACAUGUCUCAAGACAAGGUUUUAAUUUUUUAUGACUAAAUUUAUUUACAUUGAUUUACAUUUUAAAUGAUCGCGUAUGAUAUAGAAGUCAUAAAUCAAGACAACAUUGUGUAUAAAUGUGAGGGUGAACUUGGUGAUUCGGCUCAGCCCUCUGUUUUAUUUUGCUCUACCUCAGGAAUUUAUUAUCUAAAACAUUUUCUGAAUUGAAAAUGAAUCUUAAUGACUUGGAGAGACUUGUAUAUUAAUGCACCUCUUCUGAAAGACAAUAUCGAAGUACCAGGAUUACGGAUAUGAAUGGACCCAAAACUGUGAAUGAUCUUUAAAAGCAGAACACUGUUUUAUUCUCAAUGAUGAACAAUAUUUUUGUAACUAUUUAUAUAUUUCUUUCCAUAUAGACAUAAUACAAAGGAAAGAAACUGUACCAGACUUAAAUUGUAGAGAAAACUACCCCUUUUUAUAGAUAUGAAAGAUUUAUUGAUGUUUCAAAGAAA
Molecule: messenger RNA, 1701 nt
Organism: Ostrea edulis (European flat oyster)
Lineage: Eukaryota; Metazoa; Mollusca; Bivalvia; Ostreida; Ostreidae
Product: helix-loop-helix protein delilah-like
Exons: 1
Coding region: 179-877 (232 amino acids)
Molecular function (GO): protein dimerization activity
Source: RefSeq, a predicted model, not a curated record